Molecule: messenger RNA, 1479 nt
Organism: Schistosoma rodhaini
Lineage: Eukaryota; Metazoa; Platyhelminthes; Trematoda; Strigeidida; Schistosomatidae
Source: the annotation of a GenBank genome assembly
AUGGAGCCGAAAUUAAAAGAGAAACAACGACUUGAUGCAAUAAUGAUUGAUGACAAUGAAUUAAAAGAACACAAAUCAACUGUUAGACAAUAUGAUCUUAUUCCAGUUGAAGAAAAAGCAAAUAUUUUAAAACUUAAGAUCAUUAAUGAAUUAGAAUCAAAAUAUCGUGAACAAAUUUUAUGUUUACAAUCUGAUCUAAAAUAUUAUCAAGAUCAAAAUAGAUUACUUAUUGAUACAAAUCAAAAUCUUAAUAAAACUUUAAAUGAUGAACGUUUAGAAUUUAAAAAUUUAAAAUUAUUAUAUGAAGCUGAAAUUUCUAGUCUUAAAAAGAUUAAAGAUGAUCAAAGUAUGCAGAUUAAUCAACUAACAUCCAUUAAAACUAAUGAAGAUAAAAAGUUAUUAUUACAAAAUGCACAACUUCAAGCCAAAUGUCAAGAACUUGAUAAGCAACUUGAUUAUUUAAAAGAAAAUUUAUCUACAGAAAGAGAUCAAAAUCAAUCAAAAAAUGAUGAUCAAUUAUUGAAAGUUAAAAAUAUGGAACUUGAAACGUUAUGUACUACUCAAAAGAAUCAAUUAUGUAUAUUAACUGAACAAAUGAAUAAAUUACGUAAUGAAUUCCUGAAUCAAUGUCAAGUCUCUGUAGACUCAACAAAGAAUCAAGUUAGAACUGAAUUACAAAUUGAACAAUUCAUUAAUUCAAUACGUACUGAAUUAUUUGAUCUACGAAAUGAAGUACAAGUUCAACGAUUUGAAAUUGAAAAUCAACGUAAUGAAUUAAUGAAUAAAUCUAAAGCACUAAAUCAUGAAUUAAGCUUACUAUCUACACGUUUAACAAAUUCUAAUUCAUUUGAAACCAUGGCAGCUACGAAUUACAAUAUGACAACUACUCCCACUUCAAGAAAAGAAGAUCAAGAUGAUGAUCAUAAUCAUGGUGAUGAUGAAGAUGGUGAUAAAAAGAUACAACAAAUAAUCCGAUUGUUUCGUAAUCAUUUUAUGAUUCAUAUGAAUGAAUUUGAAAAUAAAGUAACAAGUAUUACAGAACGUUUAAAUUUAGAAGUAAAUCAAAUGCAAACAUUUAAAAUCUAUGCAAAUUCUCUUAUGGAGAAGAUCAAUGCUACAGAAUCUAAACAAAGCUCGCUUAUUUUAGCUGACCGUCACAAUCAGAGAAUUUUGAAACAUUUAGAUAUAAGUAAUGCUAUAAGAAAUAAAAUGCAACAGUUUGUAGAAGAUUCACGUAAGAAGAAACGAGCAUUAUGUCUUCGUAUAGUAUUAUUGAAACGAAAACUUAAUUUCUUUGAAUAUGAAAUGGAGAAAUUACGUCAAGAGAAUAACAAUCUAAAAAGAAAUGUAUCCAUUUCUGAAUAUGAACGAGUAUGUAUGGCAUAUAAAGAUUUAUAUAGACGUCAUCAAGAAUAUGAACGUAUUAUUCUUAAUUCAGAUAAUCAGAAAUUCCUUAUUAAAAGUAAUACUUUACAAUAG